AUGUCGAGUCUCGAGGAUAUCAAGAAUGAGACUGUUGAUCUGGAAAAAAUUCCGAUUGAGGAAGUGUUCCAGCAGCUGAAAUGUACGAGGGAAGGAUUAACAACACAGGAAGGGGAAGACAGGAUUCAGAUCUUUGGCCCCAACAAGCUCGAAGAGAAAAAGGAAAGCAAGUUUCUGAAGUUUUUGGGGUUCAUGUGGAAUCCACUCUCAUGGGUCAUGGAAGCUGCUGCAAUCAUGGCUAUUGCCUUGGCCAACGGUGAUGGUAGGCCUCCGGAUUGGCAAGAUUUCGUCGGUAUUAUCUGUCUUCUUGUUAUCAACUCAACCAUCAGUUUCAUCGAAGAAAACAAUGCCGGUAACGCCGCUGCUGCUCUCAUGGCUGGUCUUGCUCCCAAAACCAAGGUGCUUAGAGAUGGGAAAUGGAGUGAGCAAGAAGCUGCAAUUCUUGUCCCAGGAGAUAUUGUUAGCAUUAAGCUAGGAGACAUCAUCCCAGCCGAUGCUCGUCUUCUUGAAGGUGAUCCUUUAAAGGUUGACCAAUCUGCUCUUACCGGAGAGUCUCUUCCUGUGACUAAGCAUCCUGGUCAAGAAGUCUUCUCUGGCUCAACCUGCAAACAAGGAGAGAUCGAGGCGGUGGUUAUCGCCACUGGUGUUCACACCUUCUUUGGCAAAGCUGCUCAUCUUGUGGACAGCACUAACCAAGUUGGACAUUUCCAGAAGGUGCUCACAGCUAUUGGAAACUUCUGUAUCUGCUCCAUUGCCAUUGGUAUGGUGAUUGAGAUCAUCGUCAUGUACCCUAUCCAAAGACGAAAGUACAGAGAUGGAAUUGACAAUCUCUUGGUUCUGUUGAUCGGUGGUAUCCCCAUUGCUAUGCCUACUGUCUUGUCUGUCACCAUGGCUAUUGGAUCUCACAGGCUGUCUCAGCAAGGUGCCAUCACCAAGCGUAUGACUGCCAUUGAAGAAAUGGCGGGGAUGGAUGUUCUCUGCAGUGACAAAACCGGAACGCUAACGCUUAACAAGCUGAGUGUGGAUAAAAACUUGGUUGAGGUUUUCUGCAAAGGUGUUGAGAAAGAUCAAGUCCUUUUGUUUGCUGCUAUGGCUUCUAGAAUUGAGAACCAGGAUGCUAUUGAUGCAGCCAUGGUUGGGAUGCUUGCUGAUCCAAAGGAGGCUAGAGCUGGAAUCAGGGAGGUUCACUUCCUUCCAUUUAACCCUGUGGAUAAGAGAACUGCUUUGACUUACAUUGACGGAAGUGGUAACUGGCACAGAGUUAGUAAAGGUGCUCCAGAGCAGAUUCUUGAACUUGCCAAAGCCAGCAAUGACCUUAGCAAGAAGGUUCUCUCUAUUAUCGACAAGUAUGCCGAGCGUGGUCUUAGGUCGUUGGCUGUUGCUCGCCAGGUGGUGCCAGAGAAAACUAAGGAAAGCCCGGGAGGACCUUGGGAAUUUGUUGGCUUGUUGCCACUUUUUGACCCUCCAAGACAUGACAGUGCUGAAACCAUUCGUAGAGCUUUGAAUCUUGGUGUUAAUGUCAAGAUGAUUACUGGUGACCAACUUGCUAUUGGUAAAGAAACUGGUCGUAGACUUGGAAUGGGAACAAACAUGUAUCCAUCUUCAGCUCUUCUUGGCACUCACAAAGACGCAAAUCUUGCAUCCAUUCCUGUUGAGGAGCUGAUCGAAAAGGCUGAUGGUUUUGCCGGAGUCUUCCCAG
Messenger RNA from Microthlaspi erraticum, 1699 nucleotides. The record is from the annotation of a GenBank genome assembly. Lineage: Eukaryota; Viridiplantae; Streptophyta; Magnoliopsida; Brassicales; Brassicaceae.